AUGGUUGAGCAGCAGGUGCCUUGGAUCCUGGGCUGUGCUCCUCGCCUUCCCCCCUUCCAGCCAGUGCUGAUCUUUUCUCUAGAGAAACUCCUCAAGCCAUGUGCCUUUCCAUUCAUCUAUCAGAAUGUGAAGUAUGACCAUUGCACAACAAUCAAUAGUGAUUAUGCCUGGUGCUCAGUGGAACACAUCUUCAAUGGCAAGUGGCGCUACUGCACUAGCACAGACCCCCCACCAUGUAUGUUUCCAUUCCUCUUCGGGUCAAAGUGGUAUCAUGACUGCACGGCUGAUGGGUUUGUACUGGGCAAGACCUGGUGUGCCCUGACACACAACUACAACAUGAACGGGUUGUGGAAACAAUGCUCACCCAAUGAUCUCGCUUAA
This is a messenger RNA of Gracilinanus agilis (Agile Gracile Mouse Opossum), 381 nucleotides long. Its product is annotated as binder of sperm protein homolog 2-like. The record is from RefSeq and is a predicted model, not a curated record. NCBI's taxonomy places the organism in Eukaryota, Metazoa, Chordata, Mammalia, Didelphimorphia, Didelphidae. The transcript is spliced from 3 exons. Gene Ontology annotation, molecular function: heparin binding. The coding region runs from base 1 to 381 and encodes 126 amino acids. Gene Ontology annotation, cellular component: cell surface.